CAGGUUGGCCACCAGCGCCGCUGAGUGAGCAACGGCCAUUUUGGGAAAACGAGGUAGGAUCUCCGCGAAUGCGAACGCACAUUCGUGUUUAGAUUGUUCUCGAUCGCCCAACUUCCAUGCAAUGCCUCUCAAGAAGCGAGAGGAAAAAGAGCGUCGCGAGGCCCGCCUGACAAAUGCAAUCAAUAGCCGGUCCUCACAGGCUCGGUGAGUUGGCUCGUUUUGUCUAGUUUGAUUCCAUCAGGGGCAAUGACGGAGUGGACGUUCGCCCGAGUAACUCACAUGGCAUCAUGGCAUCAAGGGAGGGCAACUCUCCGAGCCCAAAGGGCCAGGUAGAGACAUGCCUGCUUCAAAAGUAUAAAACUCUCACGCCGCGCUCCCGCUGACAACUGUACCAAAUUCCGAUCAUCAUCUUCUCAUAAGAGUCUCAGCACUCUCACCCCUUAACAAACCAAUCGCACUUUAUCAGUCCAUCCAAUGGCGCCCGCCACUCUCUCCCUUGCCGGCAAGACCGCCAUCGUGACCGGGUCUGGCCGCGAGAACGGCAUCGGUGCUGCCAUCGCCAUGGCACUCGCCAGGAACGGCGCCCGCGUGGCCAUCAACUAUGUCUCGGACGGCUCUGCGCCUCGAGCAGCCAAGGUGGCAGCCAACGUUGAAGCCGUCGGCGCUCAAGUCAUUGUCGUCCAGGCCGACGUCUCAACCCCUGAGGGCGCAGCCAAGCUCGUCAAGGACACCCUAUCCGGGUUCGAGACGGACAAAAUUGACAUUUUGAUCAACAAUGCUGGCGCCGGAACCGGCCAGGGCAAGUUGCUGAUCGACCUGACGCCCGAGGAGGUGCAGAAGGCGUUUGCCCUGAACACCUUUAGCACCCUGUAUGUCGCCCAGGCCGCGGCGCCGUACAUCCCUUCGGGGGGGCGCAUCGUCAACAUCGGGACGGUCGUCUCGCGAAUCAACAACAUGCCCGGCGUCGGGGUGUAUGGUGCGAGCAAGGCCGCCCAGGAGUACUUGACUGCUGCGCUGGCUGCCGAGCUCGGUCCUCGUCAAGGGGUUACUGUCAACACCGUUGCCCCUGGUCCCACCAAGACAGAUGCGGCAACUUGGUUCCCUGAAGGCGAGCUCAGGGAUGAAGUCAACCAAAAGCUGUCCGUUGGGGCUAGGCUGGGUAGAGUCGCCGGAGAUCCAGAGGAGGUAGCGGAUGCAGUCUUGUUGGUGGUUUCAGAUGCCGCAAGGUGGAUUACGGGGCAGUAUAUUGCCGCCAGUGGUGGUAUCACGGCCUGAUUUCAUGUUCAGCUUAUAAUUCAAAUUUGCUGUGAGUGGAUUCGGGGGUUGUGAGAGGAUAAUACUGCGAGUAGGUACUUGUAUCCAGACAGUAAUUAGGUACCUAAUUAUCAUGCAAAUUCCCAUUCG
Molecule: messenger RNA, 1404 nt
Organism: Chaetomium fimeti
Lineage: Eukaryota; Fungi; Ascomycota; Sordariomycetes; Sordariales; Chaetomiaceae
Exons: 3
Coding region: 475-1275 (266 amino acids)
Molecular function (GO): oxidoreductase activity, acting on the CH-OH group of donors, NAD or NADP as acceptor
Source: RefSeq, a predicted model, not a curated record